Messenger RNA from Cryptomeria japonica (Japanese cedar), 1237 nucleotides. RefSeq lists its product as uncharacterized. NCBI's taxonomy places the organism in Eukaryota, Viridiplantae, Streptophyta, Pinopsida, Cupressales, Cupressaceae. The coding region runs from base 161 to 853 and encodes 230 amino acids. The transcript is spliced from 3 exons. The record is from RefSeq and is a predicted model, not a curated record.
UAGCCUGCGUUUAACAGUCGAGGAACUUUACUUGCCAAUUACACCUCCUGCUAUAAAGCAAUUCUUGCGAAAGUUCCUUACGGUGCAAGUAAUUUACAAACCGGCCAGUCGGGACCGCCGACUGCUAAUUUGUUUCACACCCACGUUGUGGAAUUUUGUUAUGAACCAACAUUACAAAUCUGCAAUGCAGACGAGGCUUGCAAUAUUCCUGAUUUUGCUGCUCAUGGCAUCUCCAACAGCAACGGCAAGCACAUAUACAUACUUCUCAGCAGCCUCUACAGCAUUCAAAAGCUUGCGAACAGUUUCCUCUCUACUUCACUCUCUCAUGACCAGAGUGGCCUCUCUCAGGACCUCACGAGGAGACUACACAGGGGCACAGAGAGCUAGAAGUAUUGCAGCGGGAUUUGAGAACAGUGUAAAAUGGUGGAGAAUAGCAGGGUCGAUGGGGUGGGAUUACAUUGCUCAUUAUGCAUGGAAGGAGUCUCUAUCUCGUCCUUCUGAUUACUUACAAAUCAUGUCUUCUUUCAACGAACUUCUUUCAGCCUAUGGGGAGCUGAUGCAAGUGAGGUCUGAGGUGGAGAAAGUGCGGUGGAUUUCACAGAAUUAUCAGAGGGUAAUGAGAACCUGCAAGUUGCUUUUGAAGAAGCUCUUGGGUAUUUUCAGUCAAUCUGGUCCUCUUCGAGAAAGUAUCCUAGCCAUUCAGAAAGAAAUUAUCGAAGGAGACUUGAUAGGAGACCUAUUACAACUUGGAGCAGCUGAUGUCAAGGGUCUAUUACAGAUCGCUAAGGACAUGAUAUCCAGGUUUUUGGCACCUUCUUCAGCAGAACGAGAAUCUUCUCAUGCAGAGCUUUAGUUUUCCUACUCUCAUGUUGUACUUCAGAAAAAUUAGCACCGUGGAAAAGUUUAUUUGUUCGAUCAGGGGAUUAUUGUCUGUGAUGAAGGAAAUAUCAUUUAAAUACUGUUUAUAUAGUUUGCUUCUGGCAGAGGCAAUUCUUGGCAGUUGGCAACUUGAGUUACUUUCAACUGCUUAACUGUUGCUAGUGCACAAAAAUGAUUAUGCAAAGAAAACAUGACUCCCCCAUUUUGUGUCUAGAUGUCAAGUAAAAUGACUUAUACUGCUAAGACGAAUCAAUGUUUAGAUGAUUAUAACGAUUACAUCUUAAAAUGUUUCUUCUCCAUCAACUGCAGAAGAAUUAUGCAAAGAGAAGAUGACUCUCAUUUUGAGUCGUUUACUGAA